AUGGCUUCGAGUCUAGAGACGAUCAAUUUGCCUCAUUUGCCGUCGUUGCCGAUCCAUGUGGCUGUAUAUCGCGAUGUGCAAAAUGCCGCUUUCUUGAAAUCGCAGCUGCUCGCCGGACAGCCAGAAUAUGAGUAUGCCUUUAUUGAUGCAAGCAUGGUCUUGUCAAGGGCCCAUGUCAUUGCUGCGGUGUUCAGAGCCCUCAAUGAUUACUCGCACAGUCGACUAAGAUCUCAUAAUGUGCAUUCGGAGAUUGUGUUCUCAUUAAACCCCACAAACAAUAUUGCCGAAUCUUUCCGCAGAUUUGGUAUCACCGAUUCUACCAAAGAUCUGUUGGUGAUCAAGGUCUCAACCUCUCCAGAGAUAACCCAUGAGACUGUUGCAACCCAUUUGGGCAGCGCUGUGGAGGGAACCUCCACAUCUUUUGACGACCAGACGCUCUUUGAACUCUCAGACAUCACCAAGAUUAAGAAAUCAUACAAGCUUGGGUCUCUUGCUUCGCCCUCCAAGGCCGCGGAUCAAAUUGCUUCCAAGGAAAAUGUGGAGAUCAAGCAGCGACUUGAGAACGCACUUUUGGGGGCGAUCGCUUUGAGGGGAUCCUGA
Penicillium olsonii is the source of this 600-nucleotide messenger RNA. The record is from the annotation of a GenBank genome assembly. NCBI's taxonomy places the organism in Eukaryota, Fungi, Ascomycota, Eurotiomycetes, Eurotiales, Aspergillaceae.